AUGUGGGAGACUUUCACCGUCGCGGGAGUGAGCGUCCUAAUGGGUAACGACACACCUCCCAACUGCACCCAGUUGGGAGAACGGUGUACCAUCGGGAUGGCGGUGGACCGCGUUGAUAGACACCGUACUGAACAUCGUUACACCCCCAGGAUCCUACUUGCAUUGCGUUUCCGCAGUCCCAUCAUCCCGAUCCCCAUAGCGCCAGCCGAGCGCCUGUACUCCCGGCUGGCGCUGUGGACACUGGCCAGGCAAAGAGGUGCUUGCCCCGAUAGUUGUGCACAAAUGUACCUCGAAGAUGCGACUCAAGCGGAGAUAGACGAUACUAAAAUAUUAUAG
Arctia plantaginis is the source of this 336-nucleotide messenger RNA. The record is from the annotation of a GenBank genome assembly. Lineage: Eukaryota; Metazoa; Arthropoda; Insecta; Lepidoptera; Erebidae.